UUCUUUGCUUUGAGUAGAUAAAACUAUUCCGUAUUUCAAAGAAGCCUUGUAUAGUGUUACAUAUCUAGCAACCGGCAGCAAAAAAAAAAAACUUACAUUGCCGCUGGUUAGAUCGAAGUGGAUUGGUACGAUAUGCCAUUUUUCCAUCUACCUGAAUUUGUGUUGAGAAGGGACCAUUCAUUCGAAGCAGAAUAGAAAAGUAAUUUCCUUCCUGGUACUAAUACAUACAUAUAUUAUCACUAGGCCAAAAUCCUUAGGCAUUGGACCUAGAAUGUUAUGUUGUAGUGGAGUGAAUGCAGCUCUUAAUGUGCAGGUAGGAUAUGGUAUUUCUAAGGAUGUGUACAUUUGUGUGAGUUCGGAAUGAGAGAAACUAAUGCAUUCACAUUGAAUAUACAUAUAUGAUACAAGAUGAAUUCUUAAAAUACCAACCAACCCUCUGUACAAGGACCAUUUAAGUCAGUACGUUCUAGUAAGUCCUGCAGAGCGCAUUUAACGCAGAAUCUUCUAAAGUGUAAACUUUUAUAUUAUUAAACUUCCUCUAAAAAUGGAUAAUAAACACAACCGACCUGAUGAUCGGCGGGUAAUAUGUGCAACAAACUACAAUCAAGCUCAACAGAAAAUUAUUCGUGCGUCUGUAGUAAAUUUUUCACGUGCAGUUGAGGCGGGCGAAAUGCAAUAUUACAACGAACGCCCCAUGAUGCUUGACACAUGGACGCAAACUUCAAACGCCGAUCUUGGUAUUGGCGAGGACUACCUGCAUAAUGCAUACAUAGAAGAGCAAAGACAAAGAGAGAAAGCAUUGUUGGAAAAGAUACGCAUCCUUAAGGCAGAACUGCGGGCGCAUUCAGAGAUGUUAACACAAAUGCAAUCCCUACAUGCACGCGGUAGUUCACAAAUACAAAACCAACACAAUCGACAACAACAACAGCAAAGUUUAGUGGCUAACCCGCUAGAAAUGCGGCUGCAGGACCAUAACAACCGUGAACAAAGACAAAAACACGAAGAAAGUACAUCGCCAAAAAUGCAGUUAUAUCACAGACCUUCUAGCUCAAGAAGUACACAGCAAUGCGAGGAAGUUACGUCCAUGUCGAACGUACUUCAUGAGCGUCCAGAACAAAAGCAAUUAGCCCAAAAUACACACUCACAGUAUAUAGCACAAGAAGUGAAUGAAGGUGCGGAGUCGACGAUGCAACAAAAUGCAUCUAUUUCACAUAACGCACCAAGUACUAUCAUUAAUAAUGCACAUGAGGUACGAACUCGCAAUGUAAAUUACACAAUAGUCGCUGAUGGCGAUGGCAAUGGUCCUGACGAGCCCAUAGAGAUUGAAAUUGCGGAAGAAAGUGCACACAACUUAAAUUGUUCUGCUGAUUCCGAACGCUUAGAGAUAUGUUUAGCAGAAGAACAGCAACCCGAAGCAAGUGUUAGUUAUGUUAAGUACGAGGUGGGUACUGAACAAAUUCAACACAAAAAUCACAUUUCUUCUUCAGUAAGUCCAGUCGGUGCAAAACGAGUUAAAAUGUCUACAGAAAAUCUCACACAAAUAUAUGAAGUGCGGGAAUUUUCACAAGAGACUCCACAGUGUUGUGAACAUCAAAGCUGCGAUGUGGCCCAUCCGCAGCCUCUUCUAUCAUUUCCCACAAAUCGUAAUAACGCAAGCUUACUAAAAUUACCCAUCGACCCACAACAGAGAAGUGAUGACCAAAGUACUGCGUCUAAGAAUAAAUCGGAACCGAAAGUUGCUUACUGUUCGAUAGGACCGAACAACACUCGUAUACCUACGAAGAUUUUUGAUGCCAUCAGCUGGACUUCUGCAUCAAUAGCGACACGAAAACUAAUGAUGGCCAUCUUUAAUCGCGAAACCUUAGCCACACAUUCUAUGACCGGGAAGCCGUCGCCUGCUUUUAAAGAUCAUAAUAAACCACUUAAGAAAAUGCUUAAUCCAUUAGCCAUACAAGACAUUAUAUUUGCUGUUACACGUAGGUGUCAAGUUUCGGAGAAGGAGGUUCGUAACGCCAUCACCACCAAGUGCGCUGAUGAAAACAAAAUGUGGAAAUUGGCUCUGGCCAAAAGCCAAUCAUUAUGUGAACAUGAUAAAGAAAAUGUCGGCUAAGAUAUAAAUAAAAUAUUGAGAAGUCAAAUCAG
This is a messenger RNA of Rhagoletis pomonella (apple maggot), 2142 nucleotides long. RefSeq lists its product as uncharacterized. NCBI's taxonomy places the organism in Eukaryota, Metazoa, Arthropoda, Insecta, Diptera, Tephritidae. Gene Ontology annotation, molecular function: DNA binding; transcription corepressor activity. Gene Ontology annotation, biological process: positive regulation of neuron differentiation; negative regulation of Notch signaling pathway. Gene Ontology annotation, cellular component: nucleus. Bases 545 to 2110 code for a protein of 521 amino acids. The record is from RefSeq and is a predicted model, not a curated record. The transcript is spliced from 3 exons.